UUUCUCUGUCUGACUUACUUCCCUUCGUAGGAUCAUCUCUAGGUCCCUCCACGUUGCUACAAACCGGCCAUGUACUCUUGAUAGCUUUUCUCAUUUUAUUCUCAACCUAUGAAGAUGGUAGGAUUAUUCUCAUUUAUUACAGAUAGAGAAACUGCUUUGGAAGGAUUUAUACAUCCGCACCUAAGAGCCUCUCUCCCUAAAUUCUAGAACAUCCCGAAUUGAGAUGGCUCGCUCUCCUCACUCUCCAGGCACCAGGCUGGUCCCCCGACAUCCUACCUGGGCUUGAGUGAAAUAAAGUGGACAGUCACUAACUUCAGCCUUAGCCUCUAUGUGGGUGCUAAUGGGCUUUUAGGGUUUGGGGUUUUUUUUGGGGGGGUGGCUUUUUUUUUAAUUAGCCUUUAUUCAUAAUGAUGUAGUAAGUUAGAUGGUGAGGUGGGCUUGCUAACGUGCCUUUCUAAGGACCUUCACUUAUAGCAGAGAAAGAUUAAGUGCUGGAAAGAAUCUGGCUCAACAGCCAGUCAUAUGCUGCGCUUUAUAGCACAGGCGGCCAACCCGGGGUGGAGGGGAGGGGCGUGUGUGGAAAAAGACAAGGUUAAGCGAUUAAUUUUUAAGCACUAAAUAUUUAUUGACAGACUCUCUCUCCAGGCAAUGUUCACAUGCUUAGAACUGACGCUUUUAACUUGGCAGCGCCGUUUAAGCAAACAAACGCAGUCGGUUGAACGCAAUGAUUAAUAGGAAGUUGGAGAGCUGACACAGGGGCCACUCUUCUGGGCAGGAGAAGAGGCUGGGGUUAAAGUCUCAGAGCAGUGACUUGCAGAAUGGUGGCUUCACCCCUUGGCGAUUUUCCUGAGGGGAACAGCAGACCUGUUGGAGUCAGAAGCUCCCGGAGGCAACGUGUUUUUGUGUAGAAACAGGUGGCAGGUUAGAGGCGGGACGGAGCAAAGCAAAUCCAGAAGAGUGGCUUCAGAAACGUGGUGUCAAAGCAAAGUGGAAAUGCAACUCGGCGGCCAAUGAAGAAGGAAGGAAGACAGAAGGAGGACGGCCACGGUCCCCUGGAAGUCACGGAGCAGCCGAUCAGAAGGGCAUCUGCCAAGACCACGGCCGUGGAUGCUGGAGAAAAUGUAAGUUAAAUAUAUCCACGGGCUGAGCGGAUCUCCAGAGGGUUUGUUUACUCAUUUCCUGGUUUGGAAGGAUGGGCUCUUGGAAGCACGGUCUUUUUUGUGUAUCUCUUGUCACCGUCCUGAUUUGCGUAUUCAUUUACAAUAACAAGUUGUGGCCGAGAAAAAAUGUCUUUCGAGCAUCCUUGGCCAAUGCAUCACUGUUGGCAGAAGCCUGUCAGCAGAUUUUUAAGGGGAAGGUUUUUUACACAACAGAGAAUGCCCUGAAAAUGACCCUCCAUGAAACGACCUGUUACAAGUACAUGGCUCAAAGUCACUACAUCACAGAAACACUCUCGGAAGAAGAGGCCGGCUUCCCUUUGGCGUAUGUGAUGACCAUCCACAAAGACUUUGGCACCUUUGAGAGGCUCUUCAGGGCGGUUUAUAUGCCCCAAAAUGUCUACUGUGUCCACGUGGAUGCGAAAGCCACCACUGAAUUCAAAGAUGCAGUGGAGCACCUCCUGAGCUGCUUCCCGAAUGCCUUCCUGGCUUCCAAGACGGAGCCCGUGGUCUACGGCGGGAUUUCCAGGCUCCAGGCGGACCUCAACUGCAUCAAGGAUCUGGCGGCCUCGGCGGUCCCGUGGAAAUACGCCAUCAACACCUGCGGGCAGGACUUCCCCCUGAAAACCAACAGGGAGAUCGUUCAGUAUCUGAAGGGAUUUAAAGGGAAAAACAUCACCCCGGGGGUGCUGCCCCCCGCUCACGCCAUUGGACGGACGAGAUACGUCCACCGGGAGCACCUGGGCGAAAAAAAUUCCUUCGUGAUUAAAACAACGAAAUUGAAAACCCCACCGCCUCACAACAUGACCAUUUAUUUUGGCACUGCCUACGUGGCCCUCACGAGGAACUUCGCCAACUUUGUGCUCCAAGACCAGCAGGCGAUUGACUUGCUGUCCUGGUCCAGGGACACCUACAGUCCUGACGAACACUUCUGGGUGACACUCAAUAGGAUUCCAGGUAUGGCUGUCUCUCUAUUUUGGUUUUUAUGA
Sus scrofa (pig) is the source of this 2146-nucleotide messenger RNA. Lineage: Eukaryota; Metazoa; Chordata; Mammalia; Artiodactyla; Suidae. The record is from RefSeq and is a predicted model, not a curated record.